Penicillium taxi is the source of this 1140-nucleotide messenger RNA. Its product is annotated as bifunctional alcohol dehydrogenase/S-(hydroxymethyl)glutathione dehydrogenase. Gene Ontology annotation, molecular function: zinc ion binding; S-(hydroxymethyl)glutathione dehydrogenase [NAD(P)+] activity. The coding region runs from base 1 to 1140 and encodes 379 amino acids. Gene Ontology annotation, cellular component: cytosol. The record is from RefSeq and is a predicted model, not a curated record. NCBI's taxonomy places the organism in Eukaryota, Fungi, Ascomycota, Eurotiomycetes, Eurotiales, Aspergillaceae. The transcript is spliced from 5 exons. Gene Ontology annotation, biological process: formaldehyde catabolic process.
AUGGCUAGCACUGUAGGAAAGACUAUCACUUGCAAGGCUGCUGUCGCCUGGGCUGCUGGCGAGCCCUUGUCGAUUGAGGAUGUCGAGGUUCUUCCCCCUAGGGCCAAUGAGGUGCGCAUUGAGAUUCACCACACUGGUGUCUGUCACACUGAUGCCUACACACUCUCUGGCAAGGAUCCUGAGGGUGCCUUCCCUGUCGUUCUGGGUCAUGAGGGUGCCGGUAUCGUCGAGUCUGUCGGUGAAGGUGUGACCUCCGUCAAGCCUGGCGACUACGUGGUCGCUCUUUACACCCCCGAAUGCCGUGAGUGCAAGUUCUGCAAAUCUGGCAAGACCAACCUGUGCGGUAAAAUCCGUGCCACCCAGGGUCGUGGCGUUAUGCCCGAUGGUACUUCGCGCUUCAAGGCCCGUGGCAAGGACCUGCUCCACUUCAUGGGUACCUCCACCUUCUCUCAGUAUACUGUUGUCGCCGAUAUCUCCGUUGUCGCCGUCACCCCCAAGAUCCCCACCGACCGCUCCUGCUUGCUGGGCUGUGGUAUCACUACCGGCUACGGUGCCGCCGUCGUGACUGCAAAGGUGGAGGAAGGUUCCAACGUUGCCAUUUUCGGUGCUGGCUGCGUGGGUCUAUCAGUGAUGCAGGGUGCCGUUAAGAACAAGGCUGCCAUGAUCAUUGCUGUGGACGUAAACGAUGACAAGGAGGAGUGGUCCCGCAAGUUUGGCGCCACUCACUUCGUCAACCCCACCAAGCUUUCUGGCAAGAGCAUCCAAGAGCACCUGAUUGAGAUUACUGAUGGUGGCUGUGACUAUACCUUUGAUUGCACAGGUAACGUUGGUGUCAUGCGCGCUGCUCUCGAGGCCUGCCACAAGGGCUGGGGUGAGAGUAUUGUCAUCGGCGUGGCUGCCGCUGGCCAAGAGAUUUCCACUCGACCAUUCCAACUGGUCACUGGCCGUGUAUGGAAGGGAUGUGCCUUCGGUGGUAUUAAGGGUCGCACCCAAUUGCCUGGUUUGAUUGAUGACUACCUGAACGGCGAGUUGAAGGUGGAUGAAUUCAUCACCCACCGGGAGCCCCUGGACAAAAUUAACACUGCCUUUGAGCAGAUGAAGCAAGGUGACUGCAUUCGUUGCGUCGUGGAUAUGAAAUAG